CUUUACAGAACAGCAGCCCCACCCAACCAACCAGCCAACAUCGGUUCUUGCAUGUUUCAAAUUGAGCUGUGUCGUACGUCCACGAAACUACACCUCGUGCGACGGCAACAUCAGCCCCACCGCAGCACACUUAUUACUACCUACCUGCCCAGGCUGUCACCUACUUGAGGUAGGUAGUGCAUAGCAUCCGCAGCCUCAGAGCCCGCCACCACCCUCCGUUGGGCAUGCGCCUGUUAUCCCCUCGGGCGGCCGCGGCUCGGCUGUCGAAACAUCCCAUCUACAUUGCCCUGGCCCUGGUGGCCCUCGUCAUCUUUCGAACAUUCCUGCCGUCUCCUUCGUUCGGCCCUCCUCCGAGAUAUCUGUCGGCCCUCCGCAACAUCGACUUCGUACCGUCCGCCUUCAACUGGACCUCAGCCGAGCUCUUCUUCCCGCCGACCCCUCCUCUCGCUGCCUUGCCUGCCGGCAUUCCGAAAUCCUUCCCUCACGUACAAUACAAUUUUGGCUCGAAAGGAGGUGAUGAGAGCAACAAGGUCGCCGAGCGGCGCAGAAAGGCUGUCAGGGAUGCCUUCGUUCGCUGCUGGUCCUCGUACAGAAAGGAGGCUUGGCUUUGGGACGAGCUGGAGCCCGUGUCCGGUGGCGGCAAGAACACCUUUGGCGGGUGGGCAGCCACUCUCGUCGAUAGUCUUGACACCUUGUGGAUAAUGGGCCUAUACGACGAGUUCCACGACGCUGCCAAAGCCGCUGCCAAGCUCGACUGGUCCAACACCACCGACAGCAGCGCAAACUUGUUUGAGACGACAAUACGGCAUCUGGGAGGUCUUCUCAGCGCCUACGACCUGAGUGGGACACCCGCCCUCCUGGAAAAGGCGAGAGAGCUCGGUGACAUGCUCUAUAUGGGCUUUGAUACUCCCAACCGCCUGCCAGGGUUCUGGCUCAACUUUGAUGACGCCCGCAAUGGUCGCCAGGUUGCUGGGACGCACGAUCCGAGCGCUUCUCCGUCGUCUUUGGCACUCGAGUUUACGAGAUUGGCCCAACUGACCGGGGACAAUAAAUACUACGACGCUAUUGAUCGAGUGCGCGCCUUCCUGGCUCGCACUCAAGAUCAGUCUCAGAUCCCCGGGAUGUGGCCUACCGCCCUCAACUUCCAGCGCGAAGAAGUCAUGUCUGACAACAGCUUCACUCUCGGCGCCCUGGCUGACAGCCUGUAUGAGUACCUUCCAAAGAUGUUUAUUCUUACAGGGGGGCUGGAGCCAUCCUAUGAGCAAAUGUAUCGGAAGUCCAUGGAUGUAGUUAUCAAGCACAUUCUGUUCAGGCCGAUGCUUCCCGACCAGGAUGAUAUUUUAUUUGCAGGCAACGCUCACGCGAGGCAAAACGGCAUUGAAUUGGACCCCGAAGGUCAGCAUCUAGCUUGUUUUGUGGGCGGUAUGUUCCUGCUGGGGGGCAGGACAUUUGGUAUUGAACCUCACAUCCGGAUUGGCGAGCGCGUCACGCGUGGGUGCACGUGGGGCUAUGACGCGUUUCCAACCGGCCUUUUGCCCGAGCUUUUCGCUCUGAUCCCUUGUCCCUCGCUGGCGCCUUGUGAUUGGGAUGAAGAGAAAUGGUCCACGCAAGGCAACAAAGCACUCAAGAAGGGCUUCAAGCACGCACGGGAUGCCCGAUAUAUACUGCGGCCAGAGGCGAUCGAGAGUGUCUUCAUACUAUAUAGAGUCACCGGGCAGGAGGAGAUCAGGGACAUCGCAUGGACAAUGUUCCAAAGCAUCAUGCGCGCUACCGAAACUCCUUUGGCGAACUCUGCUAUCAGGGAUGUCACCGUGUCAGGGCCAACGGACAAGAUGAACUCCAUGGAGAGCUUUUGGACAGCCGAGACCCUGAAGUACUUUUACUUGAUCUUCUCGCCGCCAGAUGUCAUCAGUCUAGACGAAUACGUCUUCAACACUGAGGCUCACCCCCUCAGACGGCCUCGACCAGGACCUUGAAUGACGGACCCCUGAGUCGCAUCCCACGACAAUUAUAUGGUAUACCAGCUGGCAAUGUUUUUCAACACCUGUGAUGGAAAUAUCCAAGACUUGAGCUGAACAGACCAUCUUACCGUCCAACUCAUGCCCUUGCCCGACGCAAUACCCGAUCCUGUAUGAGGGCAUCUCCUGGUGUGCAGACCAUCCUCCAAUGACGAGCAAGCCCCAAACAGCCCCGUAUCACAAGUCUGGGGAAGACGAUAUUACCUUGGCGCACAGAGACAAGGCGAGCCGUACAGUCUUCAACGAGCUGUCUCCUUGCCGCGCAAGGUCAGGUGUUCAGGUCCAUGGACGCACUUGUGCUAGCGACAGUUUCGAAAAUGCUACAUCCCACAUCGACCACAAUUUCAGCUGCAUCAGUAGCCUAGUCUAGGACUUCCCGGUGGGCGUCACUCGAAAUCCGAGUAUAACUUCUCCCAUGACGAGGUCCGCUCUGGUCUCUUCUAGCUUUUUACCGAGACUGGCUGGCUCCUUCGGUACACUGCAAAGGAGCCCAUCUUCCAAACGCACCCUAUUUUUGAAGGUUUUGAAGACCCAAGCGCACAUGGCCUGAGGUUUUGAGGACGCAAGAAACCCUGCUCAUGCGAGGUGAGCAAAACUGGAGCUUUCAGUAUUAGCAUCACCUUGCUUUUUCUCAGCCGUUCCAGAUUACCCCAGGGUACGUAGCCUCACUGCAUCCGUGUCGAUACGGCUUCGAUGCUGGUAUCUGGGACGAUCCUUCGGGCUGCUGUAUUGACAAAUCCCUCCCCCUAUGCGCGAGCACUGUCGGUUUCGGCCUGGGCAGACUUGCCAGGAUACAAUCCCCCGUCCUUGUGCCACACGUACUCUAUCGGGCCGUUGGCCUCUAGCCCGCCGUCGCCCCCGCUCGCUUCCACUGUGGCUCCACUACCGCAUGCUCGUCACGGUCGUCUAAAUGUGCUGUCCCAAAACAGGUCUGGAAUCUGGCCUUCUCAGGGCUGUCGUGCUUCCACUGGGCUGUCUUCCAGCCACGGAAUUCCUCACAUCGGCACCUCCACGUGUAGGGUCCUUGGUACGAAACUUCAAGAGAGUGGUCUGUUAACACAGUUCUUGUGUGCAGUCAUCAUUGAUGUGGAUUUCAUGAUAGUCGGCCUUGGACUGAUGGAAUCCGGAAUACAGUAGUACUGGCAAAUUAAUUCAGCCCGUCGCGAAUACAAUGUCCAUGCCCAAAUUUAGAUCCACACGUUGGGGCGAACAAAUUAAGCACCCCGAAGGCUAUGGACACGACCGAGUCCUUGCAGUACGGGAAUGAAGCCCUUUCGACGCGUCAACACAAAAUGCCUGAGCUGAUCGAUUCAAGGGACAGAAGGGUGGAGAAGGCGAUUAGAUCAUUCGAC
This is a messenger RNA of Diaporthe batatas, 3370 nucleotides long. RefSeq lists its product as uncharacterized. Gene Ontology annotation, molecular function: mannosyl-oligosaccharide 1,2-alpha-mannosidase activity; calcium ion binding. The record is from RefSeq and is a predicted model, not a curated record. Gene Ontology annotation, biological process: N-glycan processing; carbohydrate metabolic process. The transcript has 3 exons. Lineage: Eukaryota; Fungi; Ascomycota; Sordariomycetes; Diaporthales; Diaporthaceae. Bases 225 to 1976 code for a protein of 583 amino acids. Gene Ontology annotation, cellular component: Golgi membrane; endoplasmic reticulum.